CAUUUCUUCUUCGUCCUCUCGUCUUGCGCUGGCUCUCCUGCCUCGAGCAGUAGUCGUGACCGUCUCGCAGAACCUCUCCUGCUUCAUUAGACUCUUAAACUCGCAAUUCCAAAGAAGGUCCGAGCUUCGCUAGCUAUCGCGCUAGAGUCGCGAAUGGACUCUUGCUUGGUCAUGGACAGCUGGACAGUAGCGCAUGCCGCCUUCUCGUGCGAUUCGCUGGCGAAUUCGACCAGCGAAGGCCAUGUUGAAAGGCCCUACCAGGACGGCAAGCUAGAAGCACCCCUUGUAGUUUCAGGUAGAGGCGAGAGCGAGUUAGGUUAGCACGCAAGUGCCAACCGUUUCUCCGUCGCGUUUGUUCUUGCAGGUCUCGUCACGGCAUCGUGGUACGCGCCGUCCCCCGCGUCCACCUCGCCGUCCCAAACCCCGCCGUUUAAGAUCGCCCUUGUCGCCUCGUCGGACGACUCCGUUUCGUCGCUCGAUUCGUCGCUCUCCGCCUCCGGAAACUCCGCCGCCGCUGUCGCGAGAUCCGCGAAACCGCCGCUGCUAUAGCUAACGCGCCUGCCCCCCGCUUGCGGGUCCGCGUCCGCUGGUUCUGAACGCGUACGAUGGCGUGCUCGACCGCGAUCAAUUCGAAAGACUUGGCGAGUUGGGGCGCGGCGGGUUCGGCACGGUGGAGCGGAUGCGGCGAGUGGAGAGCGGCGAGGAGGUGGCGGUGAAGAAAGUGGCGCGCGCGCAGCUGGCGGCCGCGGCGAACGAGGCGAUGAUGGCGGCGUGGGUGAGCGCGUGCCCGAGCGUGGUGGGCGUGCGUGAGGUGCACCUGAGCGAGCAGCACGGGUACCUGCUCUCCGACGUGUGCUCUGGCGGCGACCUCCGAGGGCUCCUGGAGCGACGCAAGGCCGCAGCCAGCAACGCCACGGGAGGAGUCUGUUCCCCUUCCCCUGGACCUCUCCCCUCUUCCCUUUGAUCUCCUAUGUUUCGUCCUCCCUCGACAUGCUAAACCAAUCCCUAGUCAGCCCCUCCCUUUCCUGAAAUUUCCCCUUUUUCUUGGUCGGUUCCGUUCCUCUGCUCAUUUCUUCUUCCCCUCUCCAAUUUGACCCUUCUCCUGAAUUUUCCC
Messenger RNA from Closterium sp. NIES-67, 1114 nucleotides. The record is from the annotation of a GenBank genome assembly. Lineage: Eukaryota; Viridiplantae; Streptophyta; Zygnematophyceae; Desmidiales; Closteriaceae.